AUGGACGACUUCUUCACCCCUGUCAGCACAACCUACCUGAAGGCGAGACCUGAUGAGCCGCGGCCACACGAAACUGGACCGGCCGUUCAAGAUGGCGAAAUUCAGUCUGUCGAGGCGGCGCUGGAGACGUUGAAAGGCCAGCCGAACUACGACACCCUCAUCGCCGUCUUGAAGUCCCUCAAUUACGGACCUAUCUUCGCUUCAGGCUUCAAACUCUCGAGACCAAGCCCUGAAGCCGCGCAAAUCAUCCAGACCAUUGUAUCGGAGAUUGUGCCGAAUUACUGGCCACUGUUGAAGGAGGAUGCCUCCUCCACUAAGGGGAUCUGCGACCUCGACAGUCCAAAUGACCUGGAGUUGCUCUUGAAGUGCUUGAGAAACGUCACGGGGGUUAACGCCGUGUUAACGCGAUUGAAGGCGCUGAUACAAGAGUCUAAGGCCAAUGCCAAAGAUGUGAAAAGACCAGAUCUGGCACUCAACUUGAACAUCCUCAUUGAGGUUUGCUCAGCUGUACUCGAAAAGGAUGAACACCUAGCUACGCUCUGGAUAGCGAGCAGCUCCGGCCAAGAUGUUCCUGCGAAGAGGCGCCCCAUGGCUCAUGAGUUUGCUGCUCUUGUAGCAGGAGGAAGACUUGUAUCGGUUGCUGCUGAGGCAGACGCCAUUGCAAAUACGGACAGAACCGCGAGGCAGAGCUCCUGGAUCGCAGAUGGACAGCAAUAUAGCAAGUGGCUCGGUAGAAGCAUCGCCUACUGGGCCAAGUGCGACAUUCCGUCAGAAGAUGUCAAACUUUGCGCCGAAGUUUUCACAAGGGCUCUCCGCCUCGGCUACUCAGAUAGACUGAUGAAGCAGCUCAUUGGAGACAUGCUCCUCAGCCAAGAAGACAACCGCAAUGCCUUCUUCAAGAUAUUCAGCCAGUUCUCUCAACUAGACCAAAAACGGGUCAUAUACGCCGUCCUGAAGCACUUGUCCGAAGCUUUCCUCAACAAGCUGGACGAUUCUGAACUGGCAAAGCCAAACUCAACCAUAUCCGCCGCCGCCGGCAUUAUGGAAGGAAUGGUCUCCAACGAUGAAAGCCGGAAAACUCACCUGGUAUCGUGGUUGACUAGUUCAACCGGCGCUGGUCUUGGAGAUGGCAUCGGAAUUAGACGUGCAGUGCUAGCUGCUUUGGCGCAGGACAGAGAAUGUGUCAACCUGGUGUUGGAGAAGAGCAUCAACCAAUUCGGUGAUCAGCUCUACAUCAAGCACUCGCCGAUGCUACAACAGCAGGCUCAUGCCCAAGUCCUCCUUCUCAGCGCUGGCUACGUCAACAAACUCACGCCCCUUAAGCUUAAGAUGCUGAUGCGGUCUGCCGGGUACCUGAACACAAUUUCCAACAGAAUCGGGGCAUCUCAAGAAAAGGCGAGGUUUCUUGGUCUGGCGGUUGGCGAGGCGCUUUCGGGCCUCGUUGACGGCGGCGACAACAAGCUGAACUUCAAGAUGGAAGAAAUGGAAACCGAUGAGGCCAAAUUUUACAAAGACCUCAUCAAGAUUGCAGAUCAAAUUGGCCCUAUUGAUCCCCUCAUCACGAUACCCGCUGUCGAGGAGAAAAAGCAACCGCCGGCAGUCAAACCAACACAACGUCCAAAGCCCGCACCGAAACCAAAGAAGCAACCAGCUGCUCCGUCAAAGUUCAUCAUCCAGGAGGUUUCCGACUCAGAGAGCGAGGACGAAGACCUCGUACCCUACGCCAAACCAGACGAUGACCCGGAAGACUCGGACGACGACCCGACCCUCAUCCGCCGCGACAAGCCCAAGGCCCCGGUCUACAUCCGCGACCUCAUCGCCUAUCUACGCGACACAGACAACUACGACAAGCAGAAGCUCGCUCUAACAACUGCUCCAUCCCUCAUCCGCCGCAAAGCAAACUUCGGCGUCGAAGUCACCUCCCAUGCCGAGGAGCUCGCUACCCUCCUCGUCGGCCUGCAGGAUAAGUUCGAGAUCGAAGACUUCUGGGAUCUCCGCCUCCAAGGCAUGGUGGCCGUCGUCGUCGCCCAGCCGCAGAAGAUGGGUCAAUGGUACGCAAAGACAUUCUUCGACGGAGACUACUCUGUCUCCCAGCGCGCUUCGGUCAUCAUUGUCCUCGGCCUCAGCGCCCGCGAGCUUGCCGGGUUCGAUUCUUCAGAGUACGCCGCCGCCGCGUCUUUCCCUUCGAAGCGUCUACCCGAGAAGAUGGAAGCGCUCUACCUCGAUCCGUCCACCGCGUCAAAUCAGCUGCCUUCCUCUUCGAAUCUCAAGGCCCUCCCCUCUAACGCGCUCGAUACCAUCGCCAAUUCCCUCACAUCCGCCUUCAUGGCGCCCAUCGCUGCCAAUGCGGCAGACGCAACAACCGGGCCGGACGCCCUCAAGCUCUCGACGUUUACCUCCCGCCUACAGAACAAGAACGCGAAGAAGAAAACUGGCCUUCGCUCCAUCCCGAACACGACCGCCUCGAUGCUCAGCACGUCCUUCUUCUUCCCUCUGACGGCCCGCUUUCAACACGCCCUACGCUCGCCCUCCGCCCGCUCCGGCGUCUUCAUUCAGUCCCACCUGCUGUCGCUCUACCUUAAGACCCUAGCAGUUCUCAUUCACUCCGCGGGCCCCGCGACCCUCGCUCUCCCGCAGAUGACCGCCGAGCUGUGGGAUCUGCUGCUCGGUGUGCGCGCCCAUAUUGCGGGAGACGUUCCCGGAACGCACGCGCUGCUUGUGGCGCUCGCGGCCAUGCUGGAAGUUAACGAGGCGACGGACAUGCGGCGGCUUUGCGAGGCGCAUCCCCGCGAGGUCGUCGAGACGCAGGAGUGGGUAAGCGGCAUCUUCAACGGCACGCGUGGCGAGGACGGCGGGGAGGAGAAUGAUGUCAAGAUGCUUGCUGCCGCGGUGCUGAUCAAAUUACAAGAGGCGACGGAGAAGUACCGCGCCUUGCUGCUCGGCGACAUGAUUGGGUUCGCGUAG
Messenger RNA from Colletotrichum karsti, 2964 nucleotides. RefSeq names its product telomere length regulation protein. Bases 1 to 2964 code for a protein of 987 amino acids. Gene Ontology annotation, cellular component: cytosol. Gene Ontology annotation, biological process: telomere maintenance via telomerase; protein stabilization. Gene Ontology annotation, molecular function: Hsp90 protein binding; telomeric repeat DNA binding. The record is from RefSeq and is a predicted model, not a curated record. Lineage: Eukaryota; Fungi; Ascomycota; Sordariomycetes; Glomerellales; Glomerellaceae. The transcript is spliced from 2 exons.